UUUACCCCAGUUGAAGUCAUGGCAGCGCUGAGACAGGAGCAUCGGUAUGGGCUCUCCUGUGCAAAAAUCAACAAGAAAGCUCAAAAUAAAACUCUAUUUCACGUCAAGCUAACCGAUACCGCCAUUCGAACGCUUGAAGCCUAUCAGAAUCUGAAGGGAUCCUUACCAAAUCAGCCAGCAGUUUGCUUCAAGGGGAGCCAGGGGUAUAUCAAGAUCCCUGCCCCGUCCCCAGAAGCCCCAGAUGCACUCCGGGUCUUCUCCUUCUACCUGUCCAGUGAUAGCAAAGACAAACCUCAGGCCAGCGUUGACUGCAUCCACCAGCAUGUCUCAGGGGAGGGCAGGGAGCACCUGGAGGGCCAGGGCAGUAUUCAGGACAAGAUCACUGUGUGUGCCACUGAUGACUCAUACCAGAUGACCCGAGAGCGCAUGUCUCAGGUUGAGAAGGACAUCAUGAGCAGGUCGGCCAUCGAGAUCAAACCAGGCUCUACACAUGGUAAAUGUGUGAAGAUCCAGAGGAAGCAGGGCCUGUCGUCAGGCAUGGACAGCAGCAGCAACAAGAACUCCCCUAACAACAAGAAGAGCGGGGCCCCCAGCCCAGUAGCCCUCAGGCCCCUGAGAGACCGCAUCAUCCACGUCCUGGCCUUAAAGCCAUACAGGAAGCCUGAGCUGCUGUUGUGGCUGGAGAGGGAGAGGGCCACUCCCAAGGACAAGACUGACCUGGGAGCAGUACUGGAUGAGGUUGCUAAACUGAACCACAAAGACCACAGCUUUACCCUGAAGGAUGAGUUCUACAGGCACAUCCAAAAGGAUUGGCCCGGUUACCUGGAGGAAGAGAAGCCACUCAUCCAUAGGCUCCUGGCCAGGAAACUGCAGCCACUGAGCAGCAGUAGCCAGUUGAAGAGUUUCCAGUCAAACCAUUCAUUCCACAAAACCCCUGCGGAUUCUCCGUCACAACUCAGCCCGGUCAAGACUCCCUCUGUGAAACGCCCCGUGCCCUCCGACCUGUCUGAUUAUCAGACCCCCAAGAAGCAAAGACUAUUAGACCACAGUUUAUCCCUGCAGUCUCCUUCCAAUGGACAGCUUGGUCCCUUUGGAGCCCGUAGCUCAUCUGGUCCAGGCAACACCAUUGUACAGACCAAAACAGAGUUUGAGAGAACCAACAAUCACGUCCAGGGAAGCCCUAAUGGUCUCUACACAAGGCAUAAAUUGAGUUGCUCCUCCAGUAUUCCCAAGCUGGAGAGGACAGAGCCAGGCUUAGCAGUACCAAGCCCCAAGGCUCCACAGACUGAGCCCUCCAUCUGCACUGAUCAGCAGUUAGCCAACGGCCAGCACAAAAAGAAGAAGUCCAAGAAGCACAAAGACAAGGACAGGGAGCGCUUAAAACAGGACUGGAUAGAGAACAGUCCCGACCUGAAACAGAACCAGGAAAACAUCACUGACAAUGAGGGGGCUAAAACACCUGUCACUCGUACAUCACCGGAGGAGCUGCCCGACUUUUUAAUAAAGUACAACACCAUCACAGCCUCAGAACAGCGACAACAGUACAAGCAUGAUUUCUGUGCAGAGUACGAUGAGUAUAGGGCCCUGCACGACCAGAUCGGUACCAUCACUGAGAUGUUUGUUCAGCUGGGUUCCAAGAUAAACACUCUGCCCCCCGGUACACAGGAAUACAAGCUCAUGGAGGAGCAAAUACUGCAGAAAUACAGAAAGUAUAAGAAAAAGUUCCCUGGUUACCGGGAAGAGAAGAAGCGAUGCGAGUAUCUGCAUCAGAAACUUUCUCACAUCAAAGGUCUGAUCCUGGACUAUGACCGUACCCAGGCCCCUUCAUAGUGACUGGCCUGCACCCUGCUGCCACAGGGUGUUACUGUAUCAAUGGACCAAAAUUCUCCCCGUGGACCAAAAGACUGCCCAGCCAAGCCUGGGUCCUGGAGUGACCUGGAAUCGCAUAUGAAUCACACAUUCACUUCACUCCUCCCAGUGUUGUUGGGAGAGAGGAGCGAUGUUCUCUUAUAUGAAGUGGGCCAAGACCAGCAACUUGUGAGCAAAUGAAACCCUUUAAUGUUUUUGUUGUUGAGGGCGAGGGUUGUAAUGACUGGGAUUUGUUGUGGUGUAUAAAUCAUAAGAUGACACAAUUUAAGCCAAAUUCCUUUUUCUAUCCAUAAUGCAAAAUGUACAUGAACUCUCCUGCCCAAAUGCUUUUAUCGUUUAGUCUGUUAUCAUGACUACACACAAAGGCAUAUUGGUUUGAUGGUACAAUCAUAAGGACAGAUAAGAACAAAUGCUCUUCAUACCCAGUCUUCUAUCAAUGCUAUAUUUAAGUACCCAGUACAAUUUGUUGUUUGCUAUUUCACUGAAUGUAUAGAUGUAAAAUAAUGAUAUAAAGUCUUCAUUCCUAUAGAGAGGGUUGUAAUCACUGGAUUAAGAUGAGGGAAAACUGGAAGAUAUUUUAUGUUCUGUGGAAAUAUCUUAGACGUGACUUCGAGGCCAUAUCCCUGCCAUUGUUGAUGUCCCAGGCAGAAUACAAAAUGUAGACUAUCUAAAAAAGGAGGUAGACUAUGUAUGCUGAACAGAAGCUAUAAAGAGGAAGAAUAUUGUAACUGUAAAAAGGUAGGCGUGGCCUAAACAUCAGCAUUUCAGGUAUUGAUACAUAGUUUUUUUUUAAACAAUACAACAUUACAAAGAAAAAUACUGUACAUGAUUUGACCAUUGGCUAAGUAAUUAACAAAAAAACGUGUUUGGUAAAUGCUCCAAUUGGUCACACUCUAAAGUACACUUGAACUUGUUGUUCAUUUCAAUCAGUAUUAGUAAUGCUCUUCCAUUGUGGAAUACAUUAUUUGCAUAGACUUUUUCUACUUUUCACAUGAUAAACCGAAAGCAUCUACAACUAUUGAUAGUGUUAAUCACUAGGACCUUUGAAACGUAUAUCUCAUUCUAUAACCAUACUGUUUGUUACGUUACAGAAUCAUUUCACAAAUGUUUUAAAGUGCUGUAGAGAAAUACUGCCUCAUAGGCCAUAUCCCUGCCAUUGGUGAUGUCCCAGGCAAAAUACAAAAUGUAGACCAUCUAAAAAAGAAGGUAGACUAUGUAUGCUGAGCCGCUGAACAGCAGAUAUUAAGAGGAAUAUUGUAAAAAGGUAGGAGUGGCCUAAACAUAAUGUUCUGUGGAAAUAUCUUAGACAUCUAUGAACAUGAACUUAACUGUUUGAGAUGAUAAUUGAUCUUUGUUAAAGUUAAUGGUACAGUGCAUGUCAUUAAUCGGACAUGCCGGUCAAACAUCCUAUACAUCUGCCUCUAACCCAAACUCCACAUUCAGUCUGUGGUUCCUGUUGGCAGUAAUUAUGGCUUUCUGCUUCAUCAAAUAUGGGCAAGGGGAAUUGCCCCCUGAAAUGUGUAGGUUAGAGGAAAGUGCCAUCAUUGUCAUACAGUAUACUCCCAUAUUUCUGUUUUAAAACACUAUAUCGUUACUGAAAGAACACUAUUCUGAAUAAGAAGAGCAAUCAAGCACAAUUAAUAGAACAUUUGUCAAGAUUGUUGUGGCAUUCUAUUACCUACUUAUCCUUUUAGAAUAAAUGGUUUUCAUUGUUUGAGCCAGAAUGCUCUGACCUUUGAUGGUAAUAAAGUUCAUACAAUAUUAACAAAUAUUUUAUUACCUCGAUCAAUAGUCCAUUACAUUUGUGAGACUGGUUGGAGUACCAGAGCAUUUAACAGUACUUCCUGAAGCCCUUUUUAUAAGCUUCUGCUUGUGAAUGCAUUCUCAGUCCAGCAAGAAACAUAGGGUUGCGUCCAUGCAGUGAUUAAAUGCAAUGCCUUAAAGCUAGUUGUCUGCUGAUUCCAACCGGAUUCAGGGCCUCCUAAAUAAGAUUGUCCAUCCUGUUGUUCAAAGAUGAGAUCUCACAGAUCUAUUUUCUGAUGUGUGUGAACUUCUUCACUCUUGCUGUCGACACUGCUUUGUAGGACAAUACUGUGCUAACCAGUGGCAUUUCAUUGUGUUGCUGUAGCAGUUCACUAGAUUUCACCUCCACAAACAAUAUAGAUUGCCAAGAUAGGACAGUUUUAUUUUCCGUUUGAAACUGUGAAUGUUCCAUUCCAACAUAUGGAUGUUGGAGUAAAUGCCUUCAACAAACUGGACCACAUUAACUUAGCCUCUCUGGAUGUAUCAUCACCUGGGAUUUCAUACAGUUCAUUAUCUGUGGCUUGUAGAGAGCUAUAUUACUUACAUGCAUACAUGAUUGCAGUACCAGUCAAAAGUUUGGACACACUUACUCAUUCCAGGGUUUGUCUUUAUUUUUACUAUAGUCUACAUUGUAGAAUAGUGAAUACAUCAAAACUAUGAAAUAACACAUGGAAUCAUGUAAUAACCAAAAAAAGUGUUAAACAAAUCAAAAUAUAUUUGAGAUCCUUCAAAGUAACCACCCUUUGCCUUGAUGACAGAUUUGCACAGUCUUGGCAUUCUCUCAACCAACUGCAUGAAGUAAUCACCUGGAAUGCAUUUCAGUUAACAGGUGUGCCUUGUUAAAAUAUAAUUUGGAAUUUCUUUCCUUGUUAAUGUGUUUGAGCCAAUCAGUUGUGUUGUGACAAGUUAGGUGUGGUAUACAGAAGAUAGCCCUAUUUGUUAAAAGAUCAAGUCCAUAUUAUGGCAAGAAAAGCUCAAAUAAGCAAAGAGAAAUGACAAUCCAACAUUACUUUAAGACAUGAAGGUCAGUCAAUUCUGAAAAUGUCUUCAAGUGCAGUCGCAAAACCAUCAAGCACUAUGAUGAGACUGGCUCUCAUGAGGACUGCGACAGGCAAGGAAGACCCAGAGUUACUUCCGCUACAGAGGAUAAGUUCAUUAAUUACCAGCCUCAGACACUGCAGCCCAAAUAAAUGCUUCACCGUAACAAAUACAUCUCAACAUCAACUGUUCAGAGUAGACUGUGUGAAUCAGGCCUUCAUGAUCGAUUGCUGCAAAGAAACCACUAUUAAAGGACACCAAGGAAGUGUGGGGGUGCUUUGCUGGUGACACUGUCAGUGAUUUAUUUAGAAUUCAAGGCACACUUAACCAGAAUGGCUACCACUACUACAUAAUUCUGCAUUGAAUAGCCAUCCCAUCUGGUUUGCGCUUAGUGGGACUAUCAUUUGUUUUUCAACAGGACAAUGACCCAACACACCUCCAGACUGUGUAAGGGCUAUUUGGCCAAGGAGGGUGAUGAAGUGCUGCAUUAGAUGUCCUGGCCUCCACAAUCACCCAACCUCAACCCUAUUGAGAUGGUUUGGGAUGAGUUGGACCGCAGAGUGAAGGAAAAGCAGCCAACAAGUGCUCAGCAUAAGUGGGAAAUGCUUCCAAGACUUUUUGAAAAGCAUUCCAGGUGAAGCUGGUUGAGAGAAUGCCAAGAGUGUGCAAAGCUGUCAUCAAGGCGAAGGGUGGCUACUUUGAAGAAUCUAAAAUAUAUUUUGAUUUAACACAUGAUUCCAUGUGUUAUUUCAUAGUUUUGAUGUCUUCACUAUUAUUCUACAAUGUAGAAAAUAGUAAAAAAUAAAAAUCCUUGAAUGAGCAGCUGUCUAAACUUUUAACUGGUACUGUGUGUGUGUUUUAUAUAUAUAUAUAUUUCAGAUACAGUGACUACUCUUAAAAGCAGUAUUGAAGUUGAUGUGACUGUCAGUGUACACAAUCUUGCUACUUAAUUGCUGUCUUAAGAUGGGUGUAAAUGGGAAGAUAAAGUUCAUUUUUGCCUUAACAUACCCAUCACACAAUUCCAUGUCUCUGAUAUGAAUUUUCCAUACUUUUUAUCUGCACAUACACAUUUCAGGAUCAUGUAUUUUAGUUCACUUAUUUUUUAGGUUUAAGAAAAUUCUGAAUUUAAGUUCAUGGAUGUUUUCAAUAUUACGUUAUGUCAGAGCAUUGUUUUGUGUUAGAAUACAAUGUAUAUGUAUUCCUUCUCUACCAUGUGAGUCCUUAGUCUUACUAACAUCGAUGAGUCACAGCUCGCUGUGUAGUCACGUGGGUCACAUCAGCCAGGUUAAUGAGUCAACAUUACAGAGUGAUUGACAUUUUAAAGGCAAUGUUCCAGAGUUAGUGCAGACUAGUUAUGGUAAUCGCUGCAUAUGUCGUCUCUAUUAGAAAUGACCUUUACAUUUCUGUAAUGCAGCCUAUAAUGCUUCAGCGUUAGAUUGAAUAGAGCCCCUCAUCCUUUUGUGUUUGUCAUAGGUUAAUUUCUGUUCAUUUCCCUCAUCCAAAUGAGUGGUCUGUGGAUCUUUUUGAUAAUCAUGAAUAGAGUAGAAAAAAUUGUUAUUGUGUUAAGGGCCUUUUCUCAUCCAGUACAAUUCUGCACCACUGUCACAAACUACCUGGUUCAAGAGCUAUAUAGUAUAAGUGUCUAUGUGAAAGGUCUGUCAGAAGUGCUUGACUCGACCAGAUUCAUCACUGACAUGUAAAUGUCAGAUUUCUUCUGUCACAGUUUGGUUUAGUUUUUAAUGUUAAAUUCUAAAUGUCCUAAAUGAAAUGUAUGCUACUGUGGUAUUCUGGAAAGCACAUGAUCAGAUAUGAGACCAGCAUAUAUACCACUGUCUCUGUGUCCAGUAUUGGACUGAGCAAUAGAGGCUGGUCAUCUGAAUAAGUGCUAAUUGUGAUAUAUGCAGGAGUUAGCUAGGUGCCUUCUAAUAGGAAACUCUGAGUCACAUUGGUGUUUACAUAAUGUUCUUCUCUUUCAUAAUUGAUAUUAUUGCAUAACAUGCAGUUGAAAUCAAAUGUAUGCACUCAAAUUAUUGGUCCCCAAAUUGUAUUUUUCAUGUGUGGGCCUACAACUUCGUGGCUAAAGGUCCUUUUAAAAACUGUUAUGACACCCACAAUGUUCUCUUGAAAUUUCAUCUGAAUACUGCUUACAAAUCAAACAACUCUUAAGAUUAUUUUAAGGUAAUUGUCUUGCUUUUGCUGGUGCGUUUACUUUGUUGAUAUUGGUAAAUUAAACGUCUCAAAAGAAAUGUGAAAUGAAAUCUCGUCCAGUAUGUCACUGCAGUCUACCUAUGAGAAUAUUUGUGGAACUAUUUAUUGCUUUUAAUGUUUUCUUUUUUUGGUUCCUCCUUUGCACACUUUUCUCAGUCUAUAAGGCAGACGAGAAGCCUCUCCUUGGAAAAAGGGAAAUGGAAUAUAUAUUUUUGCAAUUUUCUGUGGGAGGGGAUGCUUUAUCACCUCCUGUUCCUACAUGUAUUGUCUCUAAAAACAAAGAAUAAAGCUUUUCAUCAAGAA
Oncorhynchus masou masou (cherry salmon) is the source of this 7221-nucleotide messenger RNA. Its product is annotated as RNA polymerase II elongation factor ELL2-like. Gene Ontology annotation, biological process: positive regulation of transcription elongation by RNA polymerase II; snRNA transcription by RNA polymerase II; transcription elongation by RNA polymerase II. The coding region runs from base 19 to 1830 and encodes 603 amino acids. The record is from RefSeq and is a predicted model, not a curated record. Gene Ontology annotation, cellular component: transcription elongation factor complex. Gene Ontology annotation, molecular function: cis-regulatory region sequence-specific DNA binding. Lineage: Eukaryota; Metazoa; Chordata; Actinopteri; Salmoniformes; Salmonidae. The transcript has 12 exons.